GUUACUUUCAGUUGAAGUUGAAACAAGUUGAAAUACGGAAUUAAAUCGCACAAGUACAUAAUAAUUUAUCGAACAUGCUGCUGAAAUACGAAGAAUUAAAACACAUUUUAGAUCCGUCCAUAAAAAUCAGUAAUUUUCGUUUGUCGUACGUGAAUCGAAUCUUUCCAGAAUUAAAAAAUACACCCUGCAUUAUUUUACACAAGGAAACACAUCUCUGCGAUUCUCCUAGUGAUCAAUUUAUAUAUACUGCAAACGAUGAAACGAGUCAACUUGAUCUCACUGGAUCUCCUUUGAAAUAUUCGUUUGGAGAAGUCGAUUUCGAUGACAGUACAGUAACUUUAUUAAAACAGAAUUGGUGUAAAGAUGAAGAAAAAUAUUUACCAUUGAGCAGAACAGAAGCUUGUGCUGCUUUGAAUGAAUGCAUUCGAUUUUUAAACAACACAUUCCCUCCAAUAUUUGCACUCUGCGAUGAGAAGGAUAAAAAGAGAAGUAGACUGUUGGGCACGAUAAUUGAAGGAGAAUGGUUUACGACAAUAGAAGUUUAUUCGGAUGGUAUUGAAACCAUUGAAAACGUCAAAAAAUCUUCAAACUUCUUUCAACAACAUUUGGAACUUUCACAUGCAUGUGAACAAGAUAUUAAUAUCUCUGCGUUCAACACUUUUAAUUUAUUUGGAACAAAAGAAGAAACGUUUGAGUGGAAUGAUAAUAAGGAAAACAACUUUCAAGGAAGUCUAAGUGUAGAAGUAGAUACUUGUACUUUAUCGUUGCACUCACCUACAAGCUCAUCUAAAAAUAAUUUGGUUGUCCAAGUUGUUACUAAUUCAGAUAAGAAUGGUUUGAGCGAAUUAUGGAAACAAUUACUGAUGCUGAAUCAAUACCUCGAUAUAAUAGAAAAUUACAGAAAAAAUGCACAUUUUCGACAUUCUUCGAAACCUUUGGAAUUUUCGAAGGACUUUAUUAGUCCGUACAAGGAGGAUCAUGAUAAUGUACUGAACAAUAUAAAUCUCUUAUUGAAUGGAGAUUACGGUUAUCGAGAGAAAAAGGGAUCAAACGAACAUUUUUUAAAUGGAGAAGAAGUAGAUACUGAUAUAAGAAUUUACCAGUACAUAGAGAAUCUUCCAUUCAGGAGCAAUUUAGAUUUUACAGAUUUUUUAUGGGAAUUACUUAUAAAGAAUUCAAGUUAUUUUGAAAUGAUAGAAUGUAUGCACACAGUAUUUGAGAAUAUUAUAAUGAACGGAUACUUACCACAGAUUAAUUUUACCAAUUCAACGAGAUUUGCUAAGAUGAUUGCCAAUCAACAUCAAGAAAACAUCAUUUCAAAUUUAUUAUCUGGCAGUUUACCGUUAGAGUAUGUUAUAGAUAUGGGUUUUGAAAAAUUGUGUAAGGAUUAUAUGUACGUUCUAAUCAGUACAAGAUUUGGUGAACUGCACAAUAUCCAGAAGGAAUUGAAAAAUAUGACUUGUAAUGAAUUUAGUGUCGAUACUUAUCGGAAUAAAUUGAUAUAUUUGGCACAAAUUCAUAUAUGCUUGGAAUUCAUGUUACUGUUACAAGAUAAUUUGGAAUGUUCCAACGAUGAUCUAAGAGCUUUAUUUUAUUGUGCUUUUAAACAGUAUGUUGGUGAGAAAUCGCCUCUAAAAGAUCAUCAGGAUUUACAUAAGAAUAGAAUUUAUACUUUGACAGCUUCUCUUCCUAUCACAGCAGUUGACAAUUUAAAUAAAGAGAUGCCAAAUACACGAAGAAUUUCACUUUCAUCUCAAUCUCAAUUGUCAAAAUUGACAACAAUUCGGUAUUAUAGUCAUUCACCUAUCUUUCCAACAAAUAUAUAUCCAUUAGAUCAAUCAAACCUAACAAACGAAGGAUACCAUGCUAUAACUGCGAUUUGCUCAUCAAAUAAAUUUAGGAUACAAAAAUAAAAGAAAGAUAUAGUUUAUAGAUUUUAAUUAUAGUUUUGAUAA
Messenger RNA from Ceratina calcarata, 1955 nucleotides. RefSeq names its product protein zwilch homolog. Bases 75 to 1913 code for a protein of 612 amino acids. Gene Ontology annotation, cellular component: RZZ complex. The transcript has 12 exons. The record is from RefSeq and is a predicted model, not a curated record. NCBI's taxonomy places the organism in Eukaryota, Metazoa, Arthropoda, Insecta, Hymenoptera, Apidae. Gene Ontology annotation, biological process: protein localization to kinetochore; mitotic spindle assembly checkpoint signaling.